UCCGGCCUCUUCCGAGUCGGGUUUUCAGUAGUCCCGGGCUUGAUUAAUGGCCCCUGCCCGGGACCUUCUAAUGUUUCUCCUUUGUCUGCGUUCUCUAUCUCUGGCUUCUCGGUAUCAUCUGUGGAGGAUAAAUUGGAUGGGGAUCAUUUUGUUGCUUCGUGUAAAAUUGUAAACAAUAAAAUACCCAUUCAAACCUACGCAUUGAUUGAUACCGGUUGCUCCGGGUUCGCAUUCAUUGAUGAAACAUUCGCGCGCCAUAACAACCUCCCAUUUCUUCCCCUUAAAUCACCCCGUACUCUUGAAGUCAUCUACGGACGGCCCAUAUCCUCCGGACAGAUUACCUACCUCUGCUACCUACCGCUAUCGAUUGACUCCCACCAUGAAACUAUCCCCUUCUUCGUCACUAAACUCGGCUCAUACCCACUCGUACUCGGAAUUCCUUGGCUCCAAUUACACGACGCCACAUUACGGUUUAAGGACAAUAGCAUACUGUUCGACUCCGAAUACUGCAAGCGCAAGUGCAACUCCUCCGUAACACCCGUUCCCAUCAGAGGGAUUACACCACCACCCCGUUUCCACCUCGUCAGUUCAGCGGCUCUCUGCCGCUUCGCUCGAAGGGACAAGCUCCAAAUCUUCAGUACAACUAUCGAGGAAAUAGACCGAGCCAUGGGCGAGCCCCUUAAGAAAGACUGGAGGAACCGAGUCCCAACCCGAUACAAGAGGUUCCAUAAGAUGAUGGACGAGAAGUUCGUUAACGAGAUGCCGCCUCGCCGCUCCUAUGACCAUAAAAUACCGCUUAAGGAAGGAAAGGAGUCCCCGUUUGGGCCACUUUAUGGUAUGUCCAGUGAGGAGCUCAUCGUACUUAAGCAAUACAUACAGGACAACCUCCAAAAAGGCUUCAUUCAGGCCAGCUCUUCGCCUGCCGGUGCCCCUGUCCUAUUUGUUAAAAAAGCCGAUGGAACACUCCGUCUCUGUGUCGAUUAUCGUGGCCUCAACGAACUCACUGUAAAAAACCGCUAUCCGCUGCCGCUCAUCCGGGAAACUCUCGACCGCCUCUCCAAAGCCAAGUGGUACACCAAGCUUGACCUUCGCCAAGGGUAUAAUCAGAUCUGA
Morchella sextelata is the source of this 1113-nucleotide messenger RNA. RefSeq lists its product as uncharacterized. The record is from RefSeq and is a predicted model, not a curated record. NCBI's taxonomy places the organism in Eukaryota, Fungi, Ascomycota, Pezizomycetes, Pezizales, Morchellaceae. The transcript has a single exon. The annotation marks the transcript as partial.